Molecule: messenger RNA, 854 nt
Organism: Hibiscus syriacus
Lineage: Eukaryota; Viridiplantae; Streptophyta; Magnoliopsida; Malvales; Malvaceae
Product: bidirectional sugar transporter SWEET17-like
Exons: 6
Coding region: 103-825 (240 amino acids)
Biological process (GO): carbohydrate transport
Cellular component (GO): membrane
Molecular function (GO): sugar transmembrane transporter activity
Source: RefSeq, a predicted model, not a curated record
AAGCAAUCUGUUUUUGUAAGUAAUAGUGGGAUAGUUUUGUUUAUAGCUGAACGUUUUUCAUAACCAAAGCCUCACCAAAAGAAAGUCGUCUCAAAUCCCAACAUGAUAAGCCUGAGUUUCGUUGUCGGAGUAAUAGGCAACAUCAUCUCUGUCUUCUUCUUUCUUUCUCCGCUGAGCACAUUCUGCAGAAUAGUGAGGAACCGCUCGACAGAAAAAUUCGAGAGCUUUCCCUACAUUUCGACCCUCUUGAGUUGUACCUUGUGGACUUACUAUGGUGUUACAAAUCCUGGAAGUUUCCUGGUUGCCACUAUAAAUGGAUUUGGAGUAGUGGUGGAAUUGAUUUAUGUAGCUUUGUUCCUUAUUUUUGCACCUCCGAGAAUCAGGGCUAAAACUGGGAUACUCUUUGGGCUUCUCGAUGUUGGAUUUGUAGCAGCAACAGUUUUGGUCACUCAAGUGGUUGUGCAUGGAGAUCAAAUGAGGAUUAAUGUGUUAGGGUUUCUGAGUGCAGGCCUCGAUAUUAUCAUGUAUGGCUCGCCUUUAGCAGCAAUGAAAACGGUGGUGACGACUAAAAGCGUGGAGUAUAUGCCGUUCCUUCUCUCAUUGUUCGUUUUCUUGAACGGGGCCAUUUGGACUUUGUAUGCUGUGCUCGUCAAAGAUAUCUUUCUUGGAGUACCAAAUGGGAUAGGGUUACUUCUUGGAAUAGCACAACUACUUCUGUACGCAAUUUAUAGCAGGAAGCGUUCAAUAACAUCAUCAGAUGAAUGGGAAAUCAGAGAACGCCUUGUUUCAUCUUCAAGCAAAAUGGAUGAACAGAUUCAAGUGUAGAGCUUUAAUUAAUAUUCAGGUUUUGAAUA